AUUACAAUGGUGGCUGCUACACACACUUCCAUUCAUAAAGUACUUAUUGCAAAUCGUGGUGAGAUUGCUUGUAGAGUCAUACGUACUUGUCGACGGUUAGGCAUUGCAACUGUGGCUGUAUAUUCUGAUAGUGAUGAAAACGCACCUUUUGUGAAACUUGCUGAUGAAGCUUAUCAUAUUGGACCAUCCAUUGCAGCUGAAUCAUACUUGGUAGGUGAUAAUCUCAUCAAUGUCGCCAAACGAUCGGGUGCCGAUGCUCUUCAUCCUGGUUAUGGAUUCUUAUCUGAGAAUGCCGACUUUGCCGAACGUGUUGGUCAAGCUGGUAUCCAUUUUAUUGGUCCUUCUCCAGAUUCUAUUCGCGCUAUUGGGGAUAAGAUUGCUGCCAAGGUGUUUAUCAAAAAUCAUGCAUCCACUAUACCUUUGAUUCCUGGAUACAAUGGUGAAGAUCAAAGUGUAGAACGAUUAGAACAAGAAGCCAAAAAAAUUGAAUUCCCUGUCCUUUUGAAAGCCUCUGCUGGUGGUGGUGGAAAAGGGAUGCGUGCUGUCUAUGAUACCUCAAAAUUACGCGAAGAAAUCGAAGCAGCCAAGGGUGAAUCAUUACGUUCUUUUGGUUCGGACAAGUUAUUGAUUGAAAAAUACUUUGAAAGUAUCCGACAUGUUGAAAUUCAAAUCUUUGGGGACAAGUAUGGAAAUGUAUACCAUAUCAACGAACGUGAUUGCUCCAUUCAAAGACGACAUCAAAAAGUGGUAGAGGAGACACCAUCACCAGCUGUAGAUGAUGAUUUACGAAAACGAAUGACAACUGCUGCUGUAGAAUUGGGUCGAAAGCUAGGUUAUGUUGGUGCAGGAACGGCAGAAUUUAUCUUGGAUGAAAAAACGAAACGAUUUUACUUUUUGGAACUCAAUACUCGUUUACAAGUAGAACAUCCUAUUACUGAAGCUAUCUCUGGAUUGGAUCUUGUAGAAUUACAAUUAUUGGUGGCUCAAGGUGUCAACCUGAAAGAACUUGGUAUACUUGAUCAAAUCUCUUUCCAUGGUCAUGCAAUUGAAGUACGUCUUUGUGCUGAAGAUCCUGAUAAUGAUUUUGGUCCUCGAACUGGUAUCAUUCAAAAAUGGUCUCCUGCCAAUGCUGCUAAAGAUCUACCCGGCGUCCGCUAUGAUACUGGUAUUGAAGAUGGCUCUGAAAUCUCUGUUUUCUAUGAUUCUAUGGUGGCCAAAGUGAUUGUACACGCUCCUACACGUGAAGAAGCUAUUCGACGAAUGGUGAUGGCCUUGUCUCGAACUGUUAUUUUGGGCGUUACAACAAAUCAAAAGUUUCUUAUCAGCAUCAUGAACAAUCCUCGAUUCCAUUCUGGCACAUUCGAUACUAACUUUAUAGCCGUUGAAAAAGAUCGACUUUUCCACAAGACGACAACAGCUCUUAUCCAGAACAGUGUAGUGGCCGCUACUUUGUUUGACUGGUGUAUACGCAAAAAUCAACAAAUCCAUCUUCGUAAUGUAGCUCCCAACUGGCGAAAUGUUCCCUGGCGUCAUCCAAAGGUCCGUUAUCUCAUCAAUCGUGAACAAGAAGUCUCUAUCACUUAUGCCUAUCAAGGAAAUGAAAAUCGUGAUCAUCGUCAUGCCUUCCAAUGUAGUGUACAACUGGUGGAAACAGAAGAAAAGAAGGAUGAUGAUGAUCAAUCAUUGUCUCUCCAUGCCGUUUUAUAUGAUGCCGAUUUUGGAAAAGAAGUACCUGGCCCAAGAGGUGUAUUUGGUGGCAAAGGAUUACUUCGUGCAACCAUUGAUGGGUGUCAACAAUACUUUUACGUUACUCAACAAAUACAUGAUGUGAAUGAAAAAUCCAUUUUUGUUCAUGAUUUUAUUCAAGGCCAUCAAAUCGAAUUACUCAAGAUAGAUCGAUUGAAGAGUACUACUGCUACUGGAGAAGAUGAUCGAGUGACACCAUAUACCUCCUCUAUGCCUUGUCGUGUGCUCAAGAUAUUGGCUCCUAACGGCACCGUGGUCAGAAAGAAUGAUCCUUUGCUCUCCAUCGAAUCCAUGAAAACAGAAAUCAAGGUACUCAGUCGUCAUGAAGGUGUUGUCACCAUGCGUGUGGAAGAAGGUCAAUUGGUCGAUGCCCGUGUACUUUUAUGUCAAGUAGAUGAAAUCAAGAAAUAGUUUGAUCGUAGCUACGUUUUUUUUUAUAUAUUAUACGAUAUAUACAAUAAAAUAAUACUGUUUUAUUUUUGAAUCAC
This is a messenger RNA of Halteromyces radiatus, 2234 nucleotides long. RefSeq names its product carbamoyl-phosphate synthase L chain, ATP binding domain-containing protein. Gene Ontology annotation, molecular function: ATP binding; metal ion binding. The transcript is spliced from 7 exons. NCBI's taxonomy places the organism in Eukaryota, Fungi, Mucoromycota, Mucoromycetes, Mucorales, Cunninghamellaceae. The record is from RefSeq and is a predicted model, not a curated record. Bases 7 to 2157 code for a protein of 716 amino acids.